AUGCCCAUGCCCAUUCCCACCGAUCCCCAUGUCCACCAACAUCACACCAGCUCUACCUCCAGCACUUUCUCCUCAGGCGGGCCAUCCCAGCCUCGUGAGGAAGAGGAGAAUGACCACAGCGGUUACAAUAGUGGCGAUGAGUACGAGCCAUUUGGGUGGAACCUCACAGCAGACCAGUGGGAAGAGAAGGAAAGGAGAUUUGAGAAGAAGAUGAAGAAGAAGGGGCUGAUGAUCAAGAAAAUGAGGGAUGAUGGAGCUUGUUUGUUCCGUGCUGUUGCUGAUCAGGUCUACGGAGACCAAGACAUGCAUGGUAAUGUACGUCAGCAAUGCAUGGAUUAUAUUUCCAGAAAUGAAGAUGCGUUUGCUCCAUUUGUUUCGGAGAACUUCCAGACAUAUGUCCAAAGAAAAAGACGUGAUGACUGCUUUGGUAAUCAUAUUGAGUUGGCAGCCAUGUCAGAAAUGUAUAACCGUAUCAUUGAAGUCUAUUGUUAUAGUGUUGAACCAAUCAAUAGUUUCCAAGGAUCCCUUCAGACAGACAACGAACCCAUCCGUUUGAGCUACCACAUGGGCACGCACUACAACAGCCUCGUGGACCCGUACAAAGCCACAAUUGGGGUGGGUCUCGGUCUCCCGGGCUUCCAACCAGGCCUGGCCGAGAAGAACCUGCUGAAGGAAGCUACCAGACAGAGUGAGAAUGUGCAUUUAGAACAGGCUAUGUUGGAGGACAAAAUUCGUGCUACUGACUUCGAGGCCACAAAUGGCAUAGAAGAGCAAGUUGCCCAUGAAAGUUAUCUUCAAUGGCUGAGAGAUAAUGAAAAGCGAAGUAAAAGUCAGAGACCCCCAUCAUCCCCCUCAAGCUCUGGCCACAGUGAGAGGUGUCGGGGCAGGACCUCACCUCUCCAUCCAGCCCCCCAGCCAGAGGGAUCCAGCGACACAGCCCGAAGCUCUCCUAGGUCUUCACCCCGCACCAGUGAGCUCGCCCGGCUGUCCCCACGGGGCUCCACCUCCCCCAUGGGCUCCACCUCCUCUCAUGGAUCUACCUCACCCAGAGGGUCGAGUUCACCCCGCGGGUCCACUAGUUCAAAGGACACAGCCAUGGAGUCAGCUGAAGACCAGGCAGUACCAGGCUCAUCCAAGGACCCCAUGCCUUCCUCUUCAGGUUACUCAUGCAUGGGGGAGUUCAUGGUCAAUGAGAGGGCCUCUUUCCUCAACCUCCUCCCAUCAGACAUAUUUGGUUUGAGCGACUAUUCCAACGCAGAGGCAGACAUCCUGGCCCAGGUCCUUGCAGCCAGCCAGCAGGAGUACUUAGACUCCCUGAAGUGCAAGACGAAAGAGGACAGCUCUGACUCAUCGUCCUCCUCGUAACCCUCAGUCUUUCUGUAGCAAAAUCUGCCAUUUUUCAAAAUAUGCAUUCUUAGUCAUGACAGACCAAGUCAAAAUCAUUUCAUGGCAACAAAAUUUUGCAACACAAGUUUGCCUUUGUAAUUAUGAAUAACCCAGCAUACUUAUA
This is a messenger RNA of Penaeus vannamei (Pacific white shrimp), 1510 nucleotides long. The record is from RefSeq and is a predicted model, not a curated record. Lineage: Eukaryota; Metazoa; Arthropoda; Malacostraca; Decapoda; Penaeidae.